Messenger RNA from Fragaria vesca subsp. vesca, 669 nucleotides. RefSeq lists its product as uncharacterized. Bases 1 to 669 code for a protein of 222 amino acids. NCBI's taxonomy places the organism in Eukaryota, Viridiplantae, Streptophyta, Magnoliopsida, Rosales, Rosaceae. The record is from RefSeq and is a predicted model, not a curated record. The transcript has a single exon.
AUGGCGGAGAAUAAGGAAGCAGCAGCAACAUCUCCCUAUCCGUUGAUGCCCUCCGCCCCUAGCUACAUGCGGAGCGAUCAGGAAGCCGCAGCAUCUGCCCCGCCGAGCGCGGAGGAGCUGCGUCACAAGAAGCGCAUGAGGUGCCUUCUCUAUGUAUCCAUCUUUGCCGUUUUCCAAGUUGUAGUCAUAACAGUCUUUGCACUCACCGUGAUGAAAAUCAAGAGCCCUAAAUUCCGGGUCCGGACGGCGUCUAUCACUGGUUUUGAAGUCGGCAGCGCCUCGAAUCCGUCGUUUAAUUUGGAAAUGGACGUUCAUUUUGGGGUGAAGAACACCAACUUUGGUCACUUCGAGUAUGAAGAUGGCAUUGUUGUGUUUACAUAUAGAGAUGUGAGAAUUGGUCAGACCAAUGUGGAGGAGGAACGUGUUAGGGCAAGAUCGACUAGGAAGGUGGACGUCUCAUCGGUGGACUUGACUUCAAGAGGUUUGCCGGCAAACUCACGGUUGGGGAGUGAUAUUAGUACCGGGAUUAUUCCGAUUACGAUAUCGUCGAAGUUGGAUGGGAAGAUUCAUCUGAUGAAGAUUAUCAAGAAGAAGAAGUCUGCGCAGAUGAACUGCACCAUGGAAGUUGUUCUGGCCACAAAGUCUGUUCAAAAUGUAGUAUGCAAGUGA